Molecule: messenger RNA, 1371 nt
Organism: Pleurotus ostreatus (oyster mushroom)
Lineage: Eukaryota; Fungi; Basidiomycota; Agaricomycetes; Agaricales; Pleurotaceae
Exons: 1
Coding region: 1-1371 (456 amino acids)
Source: RefSeq, a predicted model, not a curated record
AUGCCUCAACUCGUACAAUCUUGCAAUUGGUCACCGUCGACGGGGCUGCCAGCUCUCGCGAAGCUAGGUCAAGCAACUACUCCAACCGUCGCACUCGCGCUUCAACAGUUGAGGAAUCUCUACUGGCCCACGACGUCCAUCCCGCAAGCUCUCGCUAUCAAACCUCGUCCCCGACAGAAUAAGCCUAUGCUCAUUUCCCUUCGAAGCAGCGAUUUAGUCCCAGAUUCUGGUUAUGCGUCUGCAGAUUCCGACGACGACGGCGAAGACGAGUGCAAUUUCCGGGCCCGUGCAUCGUCCAAAUACCCGCCUGCCACCCCAUCGCAGUCAUCGAUCCCGCAUGGUCAUAUUGACUCCGAAGGGUCAGAGACAGACGACGAUAUCGAUUUGAUCCGCUCCGAUGUGCUGGAACGUACAUUCGCUAUCAAGUGGAUUACCGGAUUCAUUUCUCGGUCCGACGUUUGGCUGGCUGCCAUAGAUGUAGACGCUGACCAGGACGACGAAACAGACGCUCGUUCGCAGCUCGUAGAUACCGCAUCGCAAAUACUUUCUGCGUUCUCUUCUGUCGAACCAGACGACGAUGAAGCCGCCUCAAUUACAAGGACGUUCUCCUUCUCAGUUGGAGUCGAGGAAUCAAAGAUGCUCGAUGUGCAGCUCAACGAUGCCGCCCUGCUUAGCGAAGAUCACACAUCGGUGGGCCUCCAGAGCUGGGGAAGCGCUAUCAUCCUCGCCGAACGUCUCUGCAAAUCUCCAGACCGUUUCGGCUUCAACAUGCCUUCCGGACGAAAACUACGAGUCCUCGAGUUGGGUGCAGGCACUGGCCUUCUUAGUAUCGUCGCCGCCAAACUAAGUCCUUCGAGUACCGUCGUUGCAACCGAUUACCAUCCCGACGUUUUAUCCAACCUCUCUUUGAACGUCGACUCGAACUUUCCUCGUGCUCCCUCGCGCGACAGCGUUUCCGUCCACAAGCUCGAUUGGGAAUCUCCGUCCUUCGAGGCCCCGUUCGAUCAACCCUUCGACGUGAUCCUCGCUGCCGACGUAGUGUACAAUCCCCAACACGCACAGUGGAUACACGACUGUGUCGAGCGACUCCUGACGAAGCCUGGAAGCGAUGAUAUUCACAGCAGACGCAGUGGGGAUGGUGGAGUCGGUGUCUUCUGGCUGAUCAUCCCGUUACGCUCUAUUGGGAGACAUGAAGGGUUAUACGAAACGGUGGACGCGGUGUUCGGGGACGCUGAGAGGCAGCGAGGCAGCGAAACGGGGUGGAAGUUAGCGAUUCUGGAGAGGCAAGAACUUCAGCGGCACGCAGGGGGCGUCGGGCGAGUUGAUGAAGCUGGCUACAGGUUAUUCAAGAUUGGUUGGGCUAGGGGGUAG